Molecule: messenger RNA, 4810 nt
Organism: Suricata suricatta (meerkat)
Lineage: Eukaryota; Metazoa; Chordata; Mammalia; Carnivora; Herpestidae
Gene: ENPP4
Product: ectonucleotide pyrophosphatase/phosphodiesterase 4
Exons: 4
Coding region: 251-1612 (453 amino acids)
Source: RefSeq, a predicted model, not a curated record
UGUCGCGCGCCGGGCGGCUGCGCACAAUCGGUAGCCGCCCCAGCAAAGCGGUUCUCGAGGAGGUUGGGGCUGUUAACAACCACGGCUAGAGCGCCCAAUAUUGCGCAGGCGCCUUAAGAAGAUUUCUGCUUUGCCGGUGUCCCUUUGGGUCUCCCUUGCCCCCAGGACCCACGAGCGCCGAGUUCCACCAGUGCUGAGUUCCGCGUGCCGGCAGCGGGAACCCUGAUUGCUCUCCUUCAACACAUUGAUUAUGGAGUUGUUAGUGAUACUUUUGUUUUCUGGACUUUUAACUGGUUGUAGAGGUAACUCUUCCCAUAGUUUGCCACCCAAGUUACUACUGGUGUCCUUUGAUGGUUUCAGAGCUGACUAUCUACAGAACUAUGAAUUUCCUCAUCUCCAGAAUUUUAUCAAAGAAGGAGUCCUGGUGGAGCAUGUUAAGAAUGUUUUUAUCACAAAAACAUUUCCAAACCACUACAGUAUUGUGACAGGCUUGUAUGAAGAAAGCCACGGCACUGUGGCUAAUUCCAUGUAUGACGUAAUCACAAAGAAACACUUCUCUGACUUUGAUGACAAGGAUCCUUUUUGGUGGGACGAAGCAGUACCUAUCUGGGUGACCAAUCAGCUUCAGGAAAACCGAUCGAGCGCUGCUGCCAUGUGGCCUGGUACCGAUGUGCCCAUUCACAAUACCACACCUUCCUAUUUUAUGAAUUAUAGCUCUUCGGUGUCAUUUGAGGAGAGACUAAAUAAUAUUACCACGUGGCUCAUCAAUUCGAACCCACCAGUCACCUUUGCAACACUCUACUGGGAAGAACCAGAUGCAAGUGGCCACAAAUACGGACCCGAAGAUAAAGAAAACAUGUACAGAGUGUUGAAAGAAAUAGACGACCUUAUUGGGGAGCUCGUCCACAAACUCAAGGCGCGAGGAUUGUGGGAGAGUCUUAAUGUGAUCAUUACCAGUGAUCACGGGAUGACCCAGUGCUCUGAGGAGAGACUGAUAGACUUGGAUCGCUGCAUUGAUAAGUCGAGCUACACUCUUGUGGACUUGACUCCAGUUGCUGCUAUCCUUCCUAAAAUCAAUACAACAGAGGUUUAUAACAAACUGAAAGCCUGUAGCCCUCACAUGAAUGUUUAUCUCAAAGAAGACAUUCCUGCCAGAUUUCACUACCAACAUAACAGUCGAAUUCAGCCUAUUAUUUUGGUUGCUGAUGAAGGCUGGACAAUUGUGUUAAAUAAAUCAUUACCAAAAUUAGGUGACCAUGGUUAUGAUAAUUCUUUGUCUAGUAUGCACCCGUUUCUAGCUGCCCACGGUCCUGCAUUUCACAAAGGCUACAAACACAACACAAUUAACAGUGUGGAUAUUUAUCCAAUGAUGUGCCACAUCCUGGGAUUAAAACCACGUCCCAAUAAUGGAACCUUCAGUCAUACUAAGUGUUUGCUGGUUGACCAGUGGUGCAUUAAUCUUCCGGAAGCCAUUGGAAUUGUUAUCGGGGCGCUCUUGGUCUUAACCACGCUAACAUGCCUCAUGAUAAUUAUGCAGAAUAGACUGUCUGUGCCCCGUCCAUUUUCCCGACUUCAGCUGCAGGAAGACGAUGAUGAUCCCCUGAUUGAGUAGUAUGUGCCGGAGUUUAUACGGAGUAUCUUUGAUCAGUCACGAAACCAAGGAUGCACUCAAGGGAUGGUGGUGUAACUAUGAAAACUCUGCUUUGAAAGACAAAAAAUGUAGACCAAGCAUGCUAGAGUUAUCUUGCUUUUCCUUGUGCUCUGUUUUGUUGCAUCAACUAAUACAAAAAAACCCUGACCAUAGUGAAAAUUGCUAGUAAAUCGUUAGUUAACACCACCUGUUUCUCUCCCUAGAAGCUUAUUUUAAGAAAAAUAUUGCCUCUGUCUUUUUCUUUGCAAAGAAGAUUUGACACAUUUUUAAAUAAAAACAGACUAAAAUUUAGUAGGCAUGUUUUUCUAGUACAUUUUUAUAUUUGUAACUGAAACAACAGAAAUCUUUAUGCAAUUAGUGGAUUUUAUGUAUCGGGAAGGAGAAGUUUUCUAUAUUUUUAUAUUUAUUAACUUUAACAGAAUUUGUAUCCUAAGUAAACCUGUGACAUAGGAAACCCUCUGUGAUGGUUAAUCAAGUCGGUUAACCAGGCAGAACAGAUCUAGCAUAUGAAGAAAUUGUUUUUAAGAAAAGCUUCCCUAAAACACCAAACAAAGACCACGUGAUACAAAGCCUGAGUGUUCACCAUUGUGUCUUUGUUAAGACCUGUAACUGUUGAAGCCUCAAAAGAUACUUUUUCAAGAUUGUUGCUAAUAAGAAAUUAAGAGAAUAGAAUUGCUUUCCUCAGUUUGUGCUUAACGCCUGUAUUAAGUUAUUCGUGUGUGUGCGUGUGCGUGUGCAUGUGCGUGUGCGUGUGUGUGGUAUGCAGACUUCCUGAGACUUACAGAAGGUGUCAGAGGUAGGCUGGUCUGUAGGCCGACUUCCCCAGAACAUGGCUCUCAGGAAAAGGGUAUAUUUGCACUUCGUAUUUGUUUACUUUCUUCUGACUCACAAGCUAAAAUCCUAACUGAAGAAAGCUCAGUUUUUGUUGCCAUUUUGUACUUUCUCAUGUUGUUUAUUUUAACCAGAGGUAUCCAAGUCCUGCAGCAACAUUUAUGACCUGAAUACAAAUCUGGUUUCAGUUGGGUCAGAAUGAGGAAGAGAGAUUUUGAUAUCUACCUUUGGGAGAUCAUGCCUUCCUUUUUAGGCAUGGAAUUUGAUAUCUUUUGAUCCUUUCCACUAUUCGUACAUUCAGUGGCAGAAUAAACUCUUAGCACUGUUAACCUUCCGCAGCCUGAGUGCUGCCUCUGAUUUUUUUCUGUGUUUGGUUUGUAGAAAUAAUCACUCUGCUCCUAUUUUUGCAAACAUACCUGUUCAGAGCUAAGCAUCUGCUGUGAAGAACGACCCUCCUACCUUGCUAGGUGGUACUUUCUAAUAACCAGAAUUAAUAUGCAGAAACUGAGUUGUGGCAAACUUGAUUGUAUCUGUUAAAGGAAAAACUGGGUUUAAGAACCAUCCCUCAGGGCCAGAGGAAAGCCAUUAAUAGAGUGAUCUUUAAAGUUCUAACAAUAUAAAAUAAACUAGAUAACUGUCUUUCAGAUAAAAAUAAAUUAUCGACAGUGAAUAUGCAGCCCAGUUGAAUGCUGCUCUUCUGUGAUGUUAAAGAACAAUGCUGCCAGACAUCAGACAUAAUUCAUCCUGUUUGGUCACAGCUAAUUUUGGGAUGCCAGCAUUUGACACCUAUUGUUUGGGGGGGGUUCUUGAAAAGCAUUUGUAGCCUGCAUAAAUAGCCCAGGCUAUUGGUCAGAAGUGGACUAUAUUAAGAACAGCAUAAUAAAUAAAUGAAAUAAAACCAAUUGGAAUAAUUCUGCUUUUUGACAAAUUUUAUUUGAUUCCCCCCUCAUAAAAGGUAUCCUAAAAGUUAAUAGUUUUUCUGAACAAAAUAAAAAUUUCUUUCUAUUUUAAUUUCCAUUAAAAAAAAAACCAAAAGGACUAGAACAGUCACAUUUAAAACAGUGGACACGUUUUGCAGGACCUAAAAUAGUAGAAUGUUUUAUGUGGGUUCAGCAGAGCUUGGUCCCUGCAAUGCUGUGAGUUUCAGUGAUUGCAUUAGUCUGACUGGUGGUUUUGAGUUUCAGAAAUCUAUGCCCAGCAUCCAGCCUGUGAGUGGAUUUCAUAUAGGAUGGGAGAGGAGGGAUUAUGCUGUUCUUAAUAUAGUCCACUUCUGACCAAUAGCCUGGGCUGUUUAUGCAGACUACAAAUGCUGCCCGCGUCCUAACCUCUUGAAUAAGGCAUUUGCAUAUUUCUCUUGUCUUUCAUGCCAUUCUCAAAAUAUUAACUUUAGUUAAAAUUGUAAAGCUUUUUAUGUGUGUAUAUAUAUAUAUAUAUGCUAAUGGGACAAAACAGUAUUUAAUCAAAGAACAUUUAUAUAUUAUUAUAUUGAACUUUGUGUUAAUUCAUUUGUGUCUUUAAAACAUCAUUGUUAAAGCCUCCUGUCAUGCACUGAGAAAAUCUUUUAGCGAAGCUAGCGUUUUACAUUAAGGUCUUGGUGUGUAUUUUGUUAAAUCAUUGACUCAUAUCCUGACAUGUUUUCUGGGUGUUAGAAAGCAUUUGGCUCCAGGAAACAUUUAACUGUUGAUGACAACAAUACUCAAAGAUAAUAGGAAAACUGGUUAUUACGUGGUUUGUGUUACGUGAGCGAAUUCAGAGUAAGGACGCUUAGGUGCUGGGGCACAGUAUUGAGCAUCGCUGCCUUCCAGAGUAAGAAAGUGCUUACAAGGAUGUUUCUGCUGUUACUUGGGUUCGAGUUUUUCUGGUAAACAGCAACAAAAUUCUAAUAUAAAUGAUUUCAGUGCUCUGUCCGCUAGGCUUUGUGUUGUUGUUUCAUCAAGCUUGGUGUAAGAAUUGAAAGAUAAAUUCCUGGGAUAUUGAAGAAUUAAAAACCCCUUUGCAUUGUUCUUGGGUGUCUCCCCGUCUUGUCCAUAUCCGGUGAGAUUUAAGGAUGAUAGCAUUUCAUUCCUUUUAUUUGGAAGUUUUACUUCAUUGUGAAUACAUGAAGUUAGUUACAAAUGAAGGACAAAGAUGAGAUGGAAAGUGUGUAUUUUAUCGUCACUCCUUAAAAUAGUGUGUAAGUAAAAUGAGUAUGCUUUAAGGAAAUCUUUAUGUGGUGCCUUAAGUUGAAGUAAAAUAUAUUUUGACUAUAUUGUUUGGAUUAAUUGUUAAUGACGUUGCUUCUGAUUAAAAACUUUCAUGUGAAUAAACAUUUUUACUGUAAUUAUUAAA